Molecule: messenger RNA, 1959 nt
Organism: Dama dama (fallow deer)
Lineage: Eukaryota; Metazoa; Chordata; Mammalia; Artiodactyla; Cervidae
Gene: NOL4
Product: nucleolar protein 4
Exons: 11
Coding region: 43-1959 (638 amino acids)
Source: RefSeq, a predicted model, not a curated record
AGUGCGCUGGGAGCCUCCGGCCGGCAGCCGGGCGCGCGGAACAUGGAGAGCGAGCGCGAUGUGUACCGCCAGUUCCAGGACUGGUGCCUCAGGACUUAUGGGGACUCGGGCAAGACCAAGACGGUGACCCGUAAAAAAUACGAGCGCAUCGUCCAGCUCCUCAACGGCUGCGAGUCGAGCUCCACGGACAACGCCAAAUUUAAAUUCUGGGUCAAAUCGAAGGGUUUCCAGCUGGGCCAGCCGGACGAGGUCCGCGGGGGCGGCGGCGGCGCCAAGCAAGUGCUUUACGUGCCGGUCAAGACCACGGAUGGCGUAGGGGUAGAUGAGAAGCUAUCUUUGCGGCGGGUAGCUGUGGUUGAAGAUUUCUUUGACAUUAUCUAUUCAAUGCAUGUGGAAACAGGGCCAAAUGGAGAACAAAUUCGGAAACAUGCUGGACAAAAGAGAACUUACAAAGCAAUUUCAGAGAGCUAUGCCUUCCUACCAAGAGAAGCGGUGACACGAUUUCUAAUGAGCUGCUCAGAGUGCCAGAAAAGAAUGCAUUUAAACCCAGAUGGAACAGAUCAUAAAGAUAAUGGAAAACCUCCCACUUUGGUGACCAGCAUGAUUGACUACAACAUGCCAAUUACCAUGGCCUAUAUGAAGCACAUGAAACUGCAGCUGCUAAACUCACAGCAAGAUGAGGAUGAAAGUUCAAUAGAAAGUGAUGAAUUUGAUAUGAGUGAUUCAACACGGAUGUCAGCUGUGAAUUCUGACCUCAGCUCCAAUCUUGAGGAAAGGAUGCAAAGUCCCCAGGCUCUUCAUGGCCAACAAGAUGAUGAUUCUGCCACAGAGAGCUUCAAUGGCAACGAGACUCUGGGGCACAGUUCAGUCGCUUCGGGGGGAACACACAGCAGGGAGCUGGGCGACUCCAACUGUGAUGGCAAAGCGGGGCUGGAGCAGGACGAGCAGCCCCUGAACCUGAGUGACAGCCCCCUGUCAGCGCAGCUGACUUCGGAGUACAGAAUAGACGACCAGAGCACUAAUGGAAAAAGCAAAUACAAGAACCUUCUGAUUUCCGACCUCAAGAUGGAACGAGAAGCCAGAGAAAAUGGAAGCAAGUCCCCUACGCAUAGCUAUUCAAGCUACGACUCGGGCAAAAAUGAGAGUGUGGAUCGGGGUGCUGAGGAUCUGUCUCUAAACAGGGGAGAUGAGGAUGAAGAUGACCACGAUGACCACGAAGAUUCUGAGAAAGCUAACGAGACAGAUGGCGUGGAGGCUGAGCGGCUAAAAGCUUUUAAUAUGUUUGUCAGGCUGUUUGUAGAUGAAAACUUGGACCGAAUGGUCCCAAUCUCUAAGCAGCCCAAAGAAAAGAUCCAGGCUAUCAUUGACUCAUGCAGGCGACAAUUCCCUGAAUAUCAAGAGCGUGCCCGAAAACGCAUACGUACUUACCUCAAGUCCUGCAGGCGGAUGAAAAGAAGUGGUUUUGAGAUGUCUCGACCUAUUCCUUCCCACCUUACUUCAGCAGUUGCUGAGAGUAUCUUGGCCUCAGCUUGUGAGAGUGAGAGUAGAAAUGCCGCCAAGAGGAUGCGCCUGGAUAGACAACAGGAUGAGUCUGCUCCAACAGACAAACAGUGUAAACCGGAGGCAGCCCAGGGCACUUACUCAACCUCAGCUGUUUCAGGCUCCCAGGAGGUGUUGUACAUCAACGGAAAUGGGACCUACAGUUACCAUAGUUACAGAGGGCUCGGAGGGGGACUGCUAAAUCUGAAUGAUGCAUCUAGUAGUGGACCCACUGAUCUCAGCAUGAAGAGGCAGUUGGCGACCAGCUCAGGAUCAUCUAGCAGUUCAAGCUCCAGACCUCAGCUGAGUCCAACUGAAAUCAACGCAGUGAGACAGCUGGUUGCGGGAUAUCGAGAAUCCGCCGCAUUUUUACUGCGUUCCGCAGAUGAACUGGAAAAUCUUAUUUUACAACAGAACUGA